GGAAGAGAGGUGGUUGGAUGGGUGGGGUUAGGGGAUGGUCUGGCACUUCAAAUGAGGUUAACGUAACUUUGUGGAGUGUAUUUGUUGUGAUUUGUGUUAGGAUAGGCGACGCUCUUGUUGCUCUCCUCUACACAACUGAAAACUACUAAUUCAAAGUUUCCUAGCUGUGAUUUUAUAACACGACACCAUGGCAAACUUGUUUGAUCAGUACGACCAACCAAGAUCUAAAUUAUCGUCAACUUUACCUACUCGACCAGAGAUGAGUACCACUGGGUUUAUACAUAUGAAGCUUGAGGAAGAAGUGCCAAUGUUUAGUAAGCAGAAGGUGAACUUUGCUCCUCCGGAGUCUAUUACCCAUUUGGUUGUGAGCAAUAAUCUUGUUGUUCUUGCCAUGGCCAAUCAGCAACUUCUCAGACUAGAUUUGAAACAACCCGACAAGCCAGAAGUAAUUGAUAUGAGUAAAGUGCUCACAAACCAACUGAGACUCACAGGGCUAUACCUGGACCCAUCUGGCGAACACCUGCUUCUUGCUGCUGUGUCUCGGCAUCAGGGUGAUGUCCAUGUCCAACCAUACUGUCAACUGCUGUAUCUCAAUAGAAGAUCCACCAAGAUCAAACCUACAAGUAAACUUAAGGGAGCAGAAGUGACAUCUGUUGCCUGGAGCUUCACCAUGUCCUCCGAGACAAGCACGGGCCCUAUUCUCUUGGGAACUUCCAAAGGUGCAAUUUUUGAAACAGAAAUUAGAACUGAUGGUGAUAGAAUUUUUGCUGGAAAUAGUUUGGAACAGUACUUCAAGCAGGUAUUUGAUAUUGGGAGAGGGAGCAACAUCCCUAUCACCGGAAUAGAAUUUCAUUGCAUACCAAACUCUGACAAUUACUUUAUUGUUGUAACGACUUUGGAACGUCUUUAUGAAUUUGGAGGCUCUGCUGGUAAUGUCAAUGAACGCCCUUUUUUUCAACAAAUUUUCAAUGGUUAUUUGAACAAAGCAGAACAAUUUGUUAGCAUGAUAUCCAAGUUAAAGUAUUCCAAGCUGCAAUUUUACUAUCCAAGUGAAGGUAAACUUCCAACACAGUGUGCUUGGCUUGUUGAACGUGGCCUCUUUUGUGGAGAGUUGGAUUUGAAUUCUGGUGAUGAUAAAGUGAUUUGCCAGCGCGGCUUACUGACUUAUCCAUCCUCAGCACCCAUCUCAUUUGUACUAACAGAAUUUCAUGCAUUGCUUAUGUACUCUGAUCAUGUUAAAGGUGUCUCACUUCUGAACAAUGAUGUUGUAUUUGAAGAUGGUUUUAAUGAGGCCUUCGGAAAGCUUAUCAAUAUUACAAAAGAUCCUCUUAAAAGUACCAUUUGGGCUUUUACAGAGAGAGCCGUGUUCAAGUACAAAGUUACUAAAGAAGAUCGCAAUGUGUGGCAGGUGUACAUUGAAAAGGGAAAAUUUGAUUUAGCUAAAAAGUACUGUGGCAAUAACCCUGCUUUUAUGGAUCAGGUCAUGGUUAAGCAGGCAGAAAUGUUUUUUGAUGAUAAACAGUAUGAUGAAAGUGCAGUGCACUAUGCCCAAACUCAGUCUUCAUUUGAAGAAAUUUCACUGAAGUUUCUACAAGUUCGUCAAAUGCAGGCUCUCAAGCUGUUCCUGAAAAAGCGGUUGGAAUUAUUGCGCCCUCAAGACAAAACACAAAUUACUAUGAUUGUCAUAUGGGUAUUAGAAUUGUUUUUGAACCAACUUGGAGAACUAAGAGACCAGAAGAAGGAAAAGUCAGUAGAAUAUAUAAACUUGCAGAAGGACUUUGAUGCAUUUCUUGGAGAAAAACUUGUGAUGGAUUGUAUUAAACGCAACUGUGAGAAAAUUUAUAGUUUAAUUGCAAGUCAUGGAGACAAAGAAAAUCUUGUGAAGCUUACAAGCAUUAAUAGAGACUUUGAAAAGGUUAUCCGUCAUCAUUUGUACAAAGGAGACUAUGGAGAAGCUCUUGAAGUUCUUAAAAGCCAACACCAAAAGCAAUUAUUCUAUGAGUUUGCUCCAGCCCUCAUGCAAGCGAGGCCCAAGCAAACAAUAUCAGCUCUUAUAUCUCAGGGAAGCGCUCUAGAGCCUGUAAAACUACUACCAGCCCUCAUUGCUUGUGACUUACGUGAUCCCAAAGUAGUGGAUGAAGCCAUCUUUUAUUUAGAGUUUUCUGUCCACAAAUUGCACGUCAAAGACCAGGCCAUCCACAAUUAUCUUCUGAUGCUAUAUGCUAAGUUCCAGCCAAAUGGACUGAAGAAGUAUUUGAUAUCUGAAGGAGAUGAUGUUUCGUCUGUGCAUUAUGAUCCUCACUAUGCUUUACGUUUAUGUCGUGAGCACAAGUUAAAUGAAGCCUGUGUCAGGUUGUCUGCUUUGCUGGGUCUUUGGGAGUCUGCUGUUGAUUUAGCACUGAAGGAGAAUAUUCAGCAAGCCAAAGAUAUUGCCAGUCAACCGCAAUGUGAUCCAGAACUUCAGAAGAAGCUAUGGCUAAAAAUUGCUAAGCAUGUUGUGAGUGAGAAAAAUGACAUUCAGCAAGCCAUGGAGUUCCUCCAGCAGUGCCCUCUAGUGAAAAUAGAAGAUAUACUUCCAUUUUUCUCAGAUUUUGUUACCAUUGAUCACUUUAAAGAUGCAAUUUGCACCUCAUUGCAGGUGUACAAUCAACACAUUCAAGAUUUGAAGGAUGAAAUGGAAGAAGCUUCAAAGUCUGCAGAGCUCAUCCGAGACGAGAUUAACUCAUUCCGUAAGAGGUACACAGUUGUAAAUAGCUCUAAAACUUGUGAGGAAUGCUCAUUACAACUAUUACUGAGGCCGUUCUACCUUUUCCCUUGUGGGCAUUCCUUCCAUUCCGAUUGUUUGUUGAAAGAGCUGGAGCCAGUGCUCCCAUCUGGCAAGCGCAACAAGCUUCAUGAGUAUCAGAGACAACUUGCUUCAAUGACAUCUAAAGAUGAUACAGUCUCAAUUAGUUCUGCAAGUAUUUCUGCUAGAGAUCAACUGAAAGGAGACAUCGAUGCAAUUGUUGCCUCUGAAUGUCUUUACUGUGGAGAAAUUAUGAUAAAGUCUAUUGAUCGUCCAUUUGUUGAGGAAGAGGAAUAUGAUCAAAUAAUGAAGGAAUGGAAGUAAACUCAUCAUUCAACUCCCCAACCGAUUGAUCUGGAAGACAGAUGCAUGAACAAAUGUGUGUCUGUAAGUUUUGCUCAGUUCUGCUUUGUUAUCUUAACUUUUCCCAAUCAAUUUGAUUACAUAAAAAAAAGUGCAUCAUUAACUUCCAAUCUAUUAAGUCUAAUAAAUAUCCACAAUUAGUCAAGGAAAUAUUUGUUGCUGUGAUAUUAGUACAGUUCGCUAGUUUUUUUUGUUCCUUAUCACUCUAUGUAAGUGAUCAAGUACUAUUUUUUUGUUUAGUUUAUUUUUUCCUGUAUGUCUUUUACUAAGAUUAUUCUUCUUCUCAUUGUAUAAAUUUUAUAACUAUGUAUUUAAAAUUAAAAAAAAAGAAGGAUAUA
Molecule: messenger RNA, 3486 nt
Organism: Thrips palmi
Lineage: Eukaryota; Metazoa; Arthropoda; Insecta; Thysanoptera; Thripidae
Gene: dor
Product: vacuolar protein sorting-associated protein 18 homolog
Exons: 18
Coding region: 188-3109 (973 amino acids)
Biological process (GO): endosome organization; organelle fusion; lysosome organization
Cellular component (GO): endosome; HOPS complex
Molecular function (GO): protein-macromolecule adaptor activity
Source: RefSeq, a predicted model, not a curated record